CAACCACCUACCUCCUCCAGGCCCCAACCCCUCCACAGCACUCCAAGCCUUCAAUCUCACACACGUUUGGCGUUCAAAGGUUGGCGUUUCCUUGGCAUCAUUUAUAUGGAAUCAAGCUUUUUCUACUACCCUCAAUUAAUUCCUGGCCCUCCACCCUCCUCAUAAACCCUCCAUUACUACAAAUUUCCACAGUAACUUUAAAGAACCCAAGUUUGAACUCAACUUUCCUUAAUUUGGGGUGCUAGUGGGAGCAAACGUAGAUUUUGCCUUUUCUUGGCUGAUUUCAAGAAUCCACUUUUUUGACCCAGAAUAAGUAAGUUCCGGACUUGGCUCAAAGAUUGCAUCUUUUCCCUGAAAAUUUCACUGGUUGAGUUAUGGAGGGGGAUAAUAGUGGCGUUGAGUCCAAGUCAAAGAUGGAAGACUAUGAAUUGCUCGGGCAGAUUGGGAAAGGGGUUCAUGGAACAUCAUUUCUCGUUCUUCACAAAGCUGAGGAUAGGAAGUAUGUUCUUAAGAAGAUUCCAUUGACAAAACAGACUGAGACGCUCAAGCGGGCUGCAUAUCAAGAGAUGAGUUUGAAUGCUAAACUAAGCCACCCAUACAUUAUGGAGUACAAAGAUGCCUGGGUGGAAAAGGGAAAUUAUAUAUGCUUCAUUACGAAUUACUUUGAAGGCGGAGAUAUGGCAGAGAUUUUAAGAAAAUCCAGAGGAGCACUGUUCCCGGAAGAGAAACUCUGCAAAUGGCUGACUCAAUUACUAUUAGCUGUGGAUUAUCUGCAUUCCAAUAGAGUUCUCCAUAGAGAUCUGAAGUUGUCCAACAUUUUCAUUACAAAGGAAAGUGAUGUCUGUCUUGGUGAUUUUGGAUUUGCAAAACUUAUGGAUGCAAAAGGGGUCACUUCCUCGGUCAUUGGUACUCCAAACUACAUAUGCCCUGAGCUCCUCUCUGAGAAGCCAUAUGGCUAUAAAUCUGAUAUUUGGUCACUGGGCUGCUGCAUGUUUGAGAUUGCUGGCCAUCAACCACCAUUUAGAGCUUCAGACAUGGCAACCCUCAUCAAUAAGAUAAACAGGGGCACUUUAUCACCACUUCCUAUUAUAUACUCUUCCACUUUGAAACAGAUAAUAAAAACCAUGCUAAGGAAGUGUCCAGACCACCGACCAACAGCCGCGGAAUUACUGAGACAUCAACAUUUGCAACCUUUUCUUCUUCGAUGCCAAAACCUUCCCUCGGUGUUUCUCCCUGUGAAGUCUCCUAACAGCGCAAAGGAGAAAACAGGGAAGGCUUCUCCUAGCAACUCUACUAGCAGUGGCAAUGACACCAAACACAGACGACUAAGGUUCAAAGAUAGCAUGCCAGUUUUCCCGGUCGAUCAAAGUCCAGAUACCCAACCAAGCAGCAGCAGAUCACGAAAAAAUGUUGACCUUAUCAUAGAAGCCGAACUCGAGACUAGGCGGAUUGACCAAAAAACCCGUUCUCCUAAAAUCUCUGAAUGUAGUGAUGAAGAAAGCUUAAGUACACCAAUGUCAUCUGCUUCAGUCCUCCCACCAAACUUGAACCAGCAUGAAGUAGCAAAUGAAGAUUCUCAUCAGCUCGUGCAGAGAGAUGGUGGCGGGGUAGAAGAGACAGAAUUUGAUGAGAAGACACGGAGGAGGAAUUCAUUGCUGAGUAAACUGACUGCAUUGGCUGAGAGCAAAGAUGAGUGGGGAAAUCCAACCAAACAGAGAGCCGAUGCAUUGGAGUCUCUUCUUGAGCUAUGUGCGCAGCUGAUCAAGCAGGAGAAGCUUGAUGAGCUCUAUGGUGUGCUCAAACCAUUUGGAGAUGACGGGGUUUCGUCAAGGGAAACAGCAAUCUGGUUGACUAAAACCCUCAUGAGUUCUCAAAAGUUCCCCAAGGGGUCCUGAUUCUGCUCCACUUUUGUAAUUUGUAUAAUGUAGAUUUUAGUUUCUUCUUAAAAUGGUUUGACCUUUACUAAUUUUUUAUGGAGGGUUUAAUUAUAUAAAGUGUGAAGGACUGGAUAAUGUGAAAUUGUAUUUCUAGGGUAUUUUUGUUUUUGUGUUUGUGAGGGCCAUGUAAAUCAGGAAAUAUGUGAACUAAGUUAUUUACAAGGUAUGGUUUGGAUUGCGUCAUGUUGAGUAGUUAUUGUUGUGAGACUGAUAAAUUCUUUUCUGC
Molecule: messenger RNA, 2163 nt
Organism: Cuscuta epithymum
Lineage: Eukaryota; Viridiplantae; Streptophyta; Magnoliopsida; Solanales; Convolvulaceae
Source: the annotation of a GenBank genome assembly